GUUAAGUAGCCUAGCCUACCUGCACUUUACUCAAGCUAAAGGGAGUUUGACAGCUUGUUGGGCAUAAUUGCUGCUCUCCAUUCAACAUCUUCAUUGUUGCAUGUGUGUAGCACGUGUGAGUAGCCUAGGCUAGCCUAAAACCAGGCAUGCAUUAGCAUAGAUUCAGGAAUUAAAUUGUCCAUCUAUUAACUGAAAACCGAAUCCCCAGCCCUGUAACAUUGCAUGGAUCUUACCUGAUAACUUUUCAUUGUCAAAAGUUACAACUUGUGGUGUAUUUUAGUGUAGGCGGCAUCAUGCGAUAAGAUUACAAUCGGUCACAUGCGCGGGAAGAAGAGGAACAGCACGAGACUGUUUUACUGACAGAACGGUUGUCUGUCCUGCCAGUCGAGAUAGUUCGUGUCGGUUUGCUCUAGUUGUGUUUUUGAAAUAUCACAUAGUGGCGACCCUCUUUGAUAUGAUAUAUGUUUGGUAAACCUUUACAAGAUUAAAGUUAGCAACGUACAAAUGGUGAAGGUCUAAAUGGGGCGCCAUUUUGCCCGAAGUUAUGUAAACUCGUUGACAACUUGACUGGCAUUUUCUGCGCUGUGAAAAACGUGUAGGCUAUUUACAUCAACAAGUAAACUUGAGCAAUAAUGGACCAAGCAACCACAAGUCUAGUUCCAGAAGUGUUCCUCGUGAUGAGGGCUCCAACAAAAUGGUCCCUAGCCUUGGGGCAGCAGUACUCGUCUCUGGGCUCCCAACCCAUCCUGUGUGGCUCUAUCCCCGGCCUGGUGCCCAAGCAGCUGCGCUUCUGUCGCAACUACAUCGAGAUCAUGCCCAGUGUGGCCGAGGGCGUGAAGCUGGGCAUCCAAGAGUGCCAGCACCAGUUUAGGGGGCGCCGCUGGAACUGCACCACCAUCAAGGACAACCUGGCCAUCUUCGGGCCCGUACUGGACAAAGCCACCAGAGAGUCGGCGUUUGUCCACGCCAUCGCCUCUGCGGGUGUGGCGUUUGCUGUAACGCGGUCCUGCGCUGAGGGCACGUCCACCAUGUGUGGCUGUGAUUCCCACCACAAGGGUCCCCCGGGGGAGGGCUGGAAGUGGGGCGGCUGCAGCGAGGACGCUGAGUUCGGGGUGCUGGUGUCCAGAGAGUUUGCUGAUGCCAGAGAGAACCGGCCCGAUGCACGCUCUGCUAUGAACCGGCACAACAACGAGGCAGGACGCACGACCAUCCUGGACCACAUGCACCUUCGCUGUAAAUGCCAUGGCCUGUCUGGAAGCUGCGAGGUGAAAACGUGCUGGUGGGCACAGCCCGACUUCCGCAUGCUGGGUGACUACCUGAAAGACAAGUAUGACAGCGCCUCGGAGAUGGUGGUGGAGAAGCACCGAGAGUCGCGUGGCUGGGUGGAGACGCUGCGCGCCAAGUAUGCCUUCUUCAAACACCCCACGGAGCGUGACAUGGUCUACUACGAGGGCUCGCCCAACUUCUGCGAGCCCAACCAGGAGACGGGCUCGUUCGGCACCCGCGACCGUGCCUGCAACUUGUCCUCGCACGGCAUCGAGGGCUGUGACCUGCUCUGCUGCGGCAGGGGCCACAACACCCGGACUGAGAAGCGAAAGGAGAAGUGCCACUGCAUCUUCCACUGGUGCUGCUACGUCAGCUGCCAGGAGUGUGUGCGUGUCUACGACGUACACACAUGCAAGUGAGAGCCUGUGCCCUCGCUCGGACAGACGGACAGAAUGAUGGACCAUAGCGCCCAUCGCAGACACACAAACACACACACUGCAGUCCUUGCGUAUAUACAGACAGACAGGCACCAAUGAGGAAUGGCACUUUGUACUGGAACUCUAUUCUUCUGCACCCUUGUAAUAAAAAAAAAACAUAUCCUUCUUCCAAGCCCUGCAUCCUCCUUCUCUAUUUGAGUAGGUAGUUCCACGAACGGACAUAUGGGAGGGCCCAUUUCCUUUGGAACAAGCUGUCAGUUUGACCUGUUCCCAUUCCUGCACCAUUGGGCCAUGACCCCUUCUUUAUUUAUUUCCCCCACACACGGCUGUGCAGUAACCGAUGACUUUCCAGACCGUUGCUAUCGAAUUGACAUAUUUUUAACUCACACCUGAUUCCACCAGUCAAUCACCUGGCUGGCCGACUAUUGAUAAAUAAACCAACUCUCCAACAGUACUAAACACACAGCAACAACCCAGGAACCUACCAUUUUAACUACUGAACCCACUGAGUGGCUGUUACUGGACCCUUCCCUCCUAAACUAAACUACUGAGCUGAUGAAAUCUCCUCUUUCCCAACCCCUGCACACUGUACUGAUACUGAACUACAGCUGUCGCCUGGCUGGGAUGCCUGAUGCCUGGAAGAUAUGCUAGAGCCUGAUUUUAUAGCCCCACAUUUCUGAAAUAUUAGCAAUGGGCCAGGACUGGAGGUGGUAUGCAGGAGGGGACAUGUGCAGGAAACAAACACACUCGUUUCCACUAACGAACAUUUCUGCACGUAUGUACUAUUCAGCUGAACAAGAACUGUCUAGAGGUAGUGAAACGUUGGCUAUUGCUAUUUAUGAGAGAAAAUGCAUUCUUCUUGUCUUAACCAGUUACAUUCUAACAUACAGUAACACAACUGAGAUUGUUCAUCUCAUUCAGAUCAGAGACGUUUCGCUGUAAUUUCCCCUUGAGUAUGAAACAAGACAGAUUUACAGUAUUUGAGGAAAUUAUAAUGAAUUAUAAACUGGGUGGUUUGAAGCCCUGAAUGCUGAUUGGCUGAAAGCCAUGGUAUAUCAGACCGUAUACCACGUGUACGACGAAACAUGUAUUUUUACUGCUCUAAUUAUGUUAGUAACCAGUUUAUAAUAGCAAUAAGUAACCUCUGGGGUUUGUGAUAUAUGGCCAAUAUACCACGGCUAAGGGCUGUGUCCAGGCACUCCGCGUUGCGUCGUACAUAAGAACAGCCAUUUGCCGUGGUAUAUUAGCCAUAUCCCACACCCCUCGGGCCUCAUUGCUUAAAUGUCAUAUAGAACAAAACUUUCACAACAAACAGGUAGGGUUCAGGUAUAAGAGACUUUAUUGGAUUCAUUCGUCAUCAGUUUAUUUUGCACUUGCAAUAGGCCUAAUGCUAAUGAAUUAUUAUACUCAUAGCAGUCAUACUACGACAAUGAGAUCAUUUAUCCAACACACUGACAUUUCAUUAUGUUCCUCAUAAUACUGUGAAGUCCUUGUCUAAGCUAAACCCUUCUCUCACCAGUGAAAUGUGAUGACAAGUGGAGACCAGAGGGGAGAGAGCAGAAAGUGUCCUAAUAGUCUUCAAUAGGCCUCUUUCCUCAUCUCCUUCCCUGGAUUGCCACUGAUGUGAAAUGUCUUGACAAUAGAAGCAAUAUGGUGGAAUCCUGUUCAGAGAUUUGAAGUAUCUGUGGGAAACAAAUUAAGGAGACAAGGGUAGGGGGGGUUACUUAGUGUUUUGGUACACAGCCAAUGUGAGUGAAGGUGAAUGUGUGUUUGUGCUGCUUCCAAUGACGGGUGUUAGGGUUAGAGGGACGGCAGGCAGGCAUGCUGGCUUCACAAAAGUGGAACCUGUGAGAGGUUUCCACACAACAUGUUCUGACAGUCCUACAUGCUUCCUAUUCAUUAUAUUUAACAACAAAAAUACAACUUACCUAGGUAGUGUAGACUCCUCCCUUUGUGACAUAGCUUAGUAUCUGCGUCACCCUCAAAGGCUCUCCCUACACGGGCCCUUUCUGUGUUCAGUUCCUUCCUUUCCUCACCGCUACAUCCAAAGUUUUGUACAAAGGUUUUAAAGUUAAUAAUUCCCUUUUUAUUUUAUAAUCUGAAAAUGUUAUGUUUUUAUAAAUAUAAUUUAUUAUACAAUGUAUAUAUCUGUAUGACUGAACUAAGAUUAUAUAUUUGAAGAACAAAUGAUUGGCUCAUGCUUUUGCUUCUUAGACAGAGGUACUUUUCUAAUCAUUGCAGUUUGUGGGCAUCGAUACCUCUACGUUUCCUUACCAAAUCAUGUAUAUGGGCAU
Oncorhynchus gorbuscha (pink salmon) is the source of this 3997-nucleotide messenger RNA. RefSeq names its product proto-oncogene Wnt-3-like. Gene Ontology annotation, cellular component: extracellular region. The record is from RefSeq and is a predicted model, not a curated record. The transcript has 4 exons. The coding region runs from base 633 to 1685 and encodes 350 amino acids. Gene Ontology annotation, biological process: canonical Wnt signaling pathway; neuron differentiation; multicellular organism development. NCBI's taxonomy places the organism in Eukaryota, Metazoa, Chordata, Actinopteri, Salmoniformes, Salmonidae. Gene Ontology annotation, molecular function: cytokine activity; frizzled binding.